Messenger RNA from Nothobranchius furzeri (turquoise killifish), 1112 nucleotides. It is a transcript of the gene kxd1, whose product is annotated as KxDL motif containing 1. Gene Ontology annotation, biological process: lysosome localization. Gene Ontology annotation, cellular component: BORC complex. The record is from RefSeq and is a predicted model, not a curated record. NCBI's taxonomy places the organism in Eukaryota, Metazoa, Chordata, Actinopteri, Cyprinodontiformes, Nothobranchiidae.
AAGAUACCCGCCGAAGAAGAAAAUGAACCAGAAACAGUCAUGUAAACAGAAGAAACAGAAAUACACGGAAGUGUUUUGUUUUUGUUUAAUUUGCCUGUCAAAUGUAGUGUUCUGUUGAAAACCAAGGUUGAUAACAACACCUGUUGAGGUUUUUCGUCGUCAUGGUGGAGCCCACAGCCUCCAGUGUGUUCUGUAACAGGAUCCUGAGCAUGGUUAACUCUGAAGAUGUGAAUGCCAUCAUCCAAGCUCAAAGACACAUGCUCGAUCGCUUUGAGAAAACCAAUGAAAUGCUGAUCAACUUUAAUGGACUGUCAAACGUGCGACUGCAGCAGAUGAACGAGCGCUUCCUGCACCACACCCGCACCCUGGUUGAGAUGAAGAAGGAUCUGGAUAGCAUCUUCAGAAGAAUCAGGACAUUAAAAGGGAAGAUUUCUAAACAAUACCCUGAUGCUUUCAGCAAUGUCCAUGAGUCACCUAUUUUGGAUGAUGAUGAUAAUGAUGAAGAAUUUGACCCAGUACCUCCAAGUUUUGCCACGACAAUCACAGCGGCCACCUCGGAGCAAAGCACCGAUUCCUGUGACACAAGCCCCGAUGUGGUUUCACCCGCCGUCAGCCGAUGCUCAGAAGAUCUCUCUCAGGAGCCUACCGACACACCAACAUCUGAUGUCUUAGAGACAGGAGUUCUGCAAGAUGAGGGUCCUGACUCUGUACAUGAGGAAUAGAGUGAACAAUUUGCAAAAAAGAUUUUAGUCACUCGAAACGGCUUCAAAGUAAGUCAUUGAGCAGCAGGUAAUGCUGUGUAUUUCAGUGAGCACGGGCCUCUGUAAUUGUUGUUAUCUUGUUAUUAAUCUGUUAAAGAUCACAAACUCUACAAACUCUGUAGGAAAAAACUGAUUUUUCUCUCAUUUGGCACAGUUACUUAUCCCAUUAAGCCUGCAGCAUCUAAAUCAUGUCAAAAAUACUUGAAAUUGUAAAAUAACUCCAUGUAUCUGUUGUUCUCAUUGUGAAUAUUAUUGUUCAGUAAUUAUGUGAUUUUAAACAUGCACACGUAACAUAAGAAACGUGUUUUCUUUAUUAAUAAUGUGAUUAAAAUGCACAAACUUUCAUACUUA